Messenger RNA from Anthostomella pinea, 954 nucleotides. The record is from the annotation of a GenBank genome assembly. NCBI's taxonomy places the organism in Eukaryota, Fungi, Ascomycota, Sordariomycetes, Xylariales, Xylariaceae.
AUGCCGCCCCGAAUACCAGGCGUCCAACGCCUCGGUACCUUCUCAUUAUGUCUACGACCGGCGAUUAAACCAGCGACUCCGUCUCUCCUCCCCAAAACCCAGACCGCGUCCCUGUCGCAAAAGGAGAAGAAGCGCCUAGCCAAGCAGGACCCCUAUCGAUGGGCGCAGAUGCAGCAGCGCAAGAACGCCCACCUGAAGCGCCGCGAAGAGAUCGACAGCGUCCGGACAGCACAGGCAGGUGACCCGGUCCGCGGCCUCACGACGCCCUUCGUCGAGUCCUUCGAUUCGGCCGGGCAGGCGCCGCUGUCGAAGCCGCCGGUCGAUGACGACGGCAACCCGCUGGAGGAGCCGCACGAGCUGCCCACUUCGCCGCACAUCCUCAACAACCUGAUCCACAAGGCCGAGAUGGACUCGGCGGUCGAGAACGCCUACGUGCUGACGCAGCCGCUGGAGACGGCCAUGACCGACGUAGACCCCCAGCUUUUGCAGAAGGCCCGCGAGGAACAUGACCAGCAGCACGCCAAGGCCAUCGAGGCUCUGCAGCGCAUCACGCAUCUGGACAAGGGGUCCGCAAAGGACAGACGCCAUGCCAAUAUCCGCAGAUGUGUCGAGACGUUUGGAAGGCACGAGACUGACUUGACCCUCCGACCGAAGGCCCUUUCCAGGGGUCAGGAGCGGGAGGAGCAGCCGGUGCGCGGUGGUCUCGACACGGGCAGCAGCGAGGUGCAGAUCGCCAUCCUGACGGCCAAGAUACGCGCUCUGGCCAACGAGCUGGAGAAGGGCAGAGGGUACAGGGACAAGGUGGGCAAGCGGGACUUGAGGCUCAUGGUCCACAGACGGCAGAGGCUCCUACGGUACAUGGACCGCAAGGAGAGAGGCAGUGACAGAUGGCAGCACAUGAUGGAGACGCUCGGCUUGAGCGACGCCACGUGGAAGAACCAAAUCACCUUGUAG